AUGGCACAGUCAAUCCUUUCGAUUUGCGGAAAAAUUAUCAAUUUUGUUUAUGAUAUACUCGUACAAAAAUGGAGCUUUCAGUUAAGGACCGUAGUGAUCUCCAGCAUAAUUGGAAGGUUAUGCAGCAAGUGUAUACAUUUUAUAAUGAACAGAAAUUCACAGAUAUUUUAUUUGAAUUUUCCAAUACCGAUUAUGCUUUUUCUGCACAUCGCCUAAUCCUAGCAGGGGCUAGCCCCUAUCUAAUGGAACUCUUCGACAAAGCCGAGCCAGACUGCACCAUAAUGACUAUAACGGAUAUGGAUAGUGACACUUUUGAGCAAUUAGUGAUUUUCUGCUACAACGGGCAAACAGAUAUAACAGCAGGUAAUGCCGAGCGUAUGAUCAGAGGUGCCGUUACAUUGCGUUUGGAUGGCGUUAUUGAUGUUUGUGUAAGCUAUUUGAUGGCUCACAUUGACGAUUUCUUGUUGCGCAAGUUGAUCGCUCUAGAAGCUGAUAUAAAGUGUGAAAAACUGGAAACGCGUCUAAUUGAUUACGUUGCUGAACAUUUCAAAAAGGUUAACAACAAUAACGAAAUAUUUGGUCUUAGCCCGGAGCAGUGGAAAAUUGUUAUGAAAAAAGUCGACGUGAGUAUCGUUUCGCAAUUUAAUAUCUUCUGGGCCAUUAUUGGCUGGUACAAAUAUAAAUCAUUUGAGCGCCAACAAUACUUACCCGCAUUGAUUGGAAUUCUAAGGCUUACCGAAUUCAAUGAUGAAUUUAUACUGAAUGUAAUUAAGCCCCUCCCGGGUUGUGAACAGUUAGCAACAGAAGCGAUAAAGAAGCGCGCUAAUAUGAACACUUGGUUGGCUGUGCAAAGGGUGCAACAGAACUGGACAGGACCUAAAACUAUUCUCCAAUUGAACCUAGCUAAAGAAGAAUGGGAGAAAGUUACUAUCAUAGAUAUGAAAAGAUACUUUUUUUGGGCAGCUUUCAUGGAAAACAAAAUAUUUUUUAUUGGUGGCAUAAGUGUUUUCGGAUACGAAAGGGCCGUUGAUACCUACGAUUUGGUAACUAAAGCGUGGAACGCUUUGCCCCGCAUGCAAGAGCUUCGCGUUGAUUUUUGUGUCGCAGUGCAGGAUAAGAAUAUAUACGCAAUAGGUGGACAAGCUAGAUACACAAAAUACUUGCAGAGCGUAGAAAGAUUCGAUGUCUCAGCUUCUAAAUGGCAUUAUGUAGCGAGCUUAGCUGCGCCACGUGCCGCUGCCGGUACUGCAGUUCUGAAUGACUACAUAUAUGUAAUUGGAGGAAGCAAUGGUACCCAAGUAAACAUCGUUGAACGUUACCAUGCAGCUACAAAUCGUUGGACAGCGUGCGGCUCUAUGAUUGCGAAAAUAAAAAAUCCAGCAGUCGCUGUACACCAGGAAUUUAUAUAUGUGAUGGGCGGAUUAGGCAACGUUGAACGGUACGACCCCCGGCGGGACGAAUGGACAAAGAUCGCCCGCUUAAAUAUUGCGCGUAGACAUAUGUGUGCUGAAUCAAUAGGUGGACAACUAUGGGUUUUUGGUGGUGCCGGAUCCACAAAGGUGGAUGAUACUGUUGAGGUUUAUGAUGUGUCAACCGACCAAUGGCAGAUAAAGAAGGCACUACCAGAAACAGGAGUUUACAGUUGCUUUCCUGUGCCCACGAAAUUGGUAGAAAAACUAAAGGAAGAAGCAAUUAACUAGAAAUGCUUUUAAUGGAGCUAAAUAUUAGAAACAGACUUGUGAAAUGAGCAGAAAUAUAUUUUAUAAUUAUUAAAGUAAUAAUCGUGGCCGUUUCAUCUUUGCAACGUGAAAAAUUAUACAGCUGGAUUUCUCAAACUAUAGCAAUUGUGUUGUACGGAAUAAGUUCGUCGCGUUUUUACCGAAAAUCAAUAAUUAUAUCAAUAAGUUAACCCCUAAGUU
This is a messenger RNA of Anastrepha ludens (Mexican fruit fly), 1919 nucleotides long. Its product is annotated as kelch-like protein 1. The transcript has 7 exons. Lineage: Eukaryota; Metazoa; Arthropoda; Insecta; Diptera; Tephritidae. Gene Ontology annotation, molecular function: protein binding. Bases 69 to 1700 code for a protein of 543 amino acids. The record is from RefSeq and is a predicted model, not a curated record.